GGCUCAUUUCGGCUCAGCUGUGCGGACUGAUGUCCAGGCUUUGACGAGACCAGGCGCGAUGGCGGGCCCCGACAGGGCUAUGCUGGCCCAGCGCAUCCAGGGGUUCGGCAAUGUGAACCCGCCCCCCCUGGAGGAAGAGACCGGCGCCAACAUGGCCAAGAAAGUGAUGGGACGCUUAGGCGACAUGGUGGGCGAAGAAGUCAUGCUGACCGUUGAGGACUUCAAAGAGAAGGGUGCGGUGGGUGCGGUGAAAGAUGCCGUGGCCGAUGCCGGGGACAUCCUCAUUGAUGGCGUCUCAGGCAUCUUUGGAUGGAUCCGUGGGGACCCCCCACCAGAGGAGGACACCGAGAAGUCAGAGGAUGCCACCAAAGCCUUGGCGUUCGGCCCCAACGGUGCUGCCUAUGGCAUCUCGCAGGCAUCUCCUACUGGCGGCAUCAAUGCUGUUUGGGUGAUGCCGGAGGAGGCGGACCCGGCCGCGAUGGCCCAACUGGCCUCGCAGGGAGUCCGCCCUGUGAACGCUGUAAACGACCCGCGCGUGCCAAAGAACAUCCAGCCCUACCAACCCACCGGCGCUUCGAGAGCAGCGCCGGCUCCGAGCUACAACCCCAUGCAGAUGCCAGGUGGCCCCGUCAUUGCCCCGUACACUCCAGCGCCCGGGGGGCCCACGCGACCGCCGCCCUUCGUGCCGGGCGGGGCAGCAUAUGGAAGCGGCCCAGGACCACAGGGUCCGAGUCGCUGGGGGCCGAGCGGCUACAGCGCAGGCUCCAGCAGCACGCCGCCCGCCGCCUCGGGCGCAAAAAGCUUGGUGGAGCGCAUCUCAAAGGGAGAUGUGCUCGUGGGGCCAGAUGUCGCCAAGAGAUUGGUGUCGCAAUGCAAUCACUCCAAGACCACUGCGAAGCAGUUGGCGGAGAUGGUGUGCGAGAGAUCACGACGCUUAUACCUCGGCUUGGACGGCGACCCAGUGGAGGCCGACGCCUCGCUGGCGAGGCUGCUGCACUUGACAGAUGUAUUGAACCAGAGUGAGUCCUCCGAAUUUGUGAAGACUACCGUUCAGGAGGUCAAGAAAGGUGUGGCAGAGGAGUUCAUGUCUUUGCGAAGCAGCGCUAAGCACAAGGACUCGGCCACUGCUCAGCUCCAACGUUUGGGCUUCUUGGGCAAUGUGGCCGUCCAGGAAACGGACCUUUUGGGUGGCGGUGGCGGUGGCGGCGGCGCGUCAGCUUCGCAGGAGGUUGAUCUUCUUGGUGAAGCUAGUACGUCGACACCAAGCGCAUCCGCACCCACUACAUCAGCGGAUUUGCUGGGUGGAAUGGACAGUCAACGGCUUCCAGCACAUGAUGUGCUGGAUCUGCAUUCUGGCCCGCAUGCCCCAGGCUUCAGCUCUCUCCUUGGUAUCUCCUUGGAUGUGGAGCCGGCAUCGCCCGCACCGGUGGCGCCUGCACCUGCUAAGACAGGCAGCAGCGCGCCGGGCACCUUGGGUGCCGGGGCGGUGCUUCCGAAGGACAGCGAGAAGGAAGACAUCUUCGGUUUUGUUGGCGCGGAGAUGUUCAAGGCCAACAAAAAAUGAUGCUCCAAGUACCUUGCGGCUACCCAGAUCGCAACGUGUUCCUUAAAAUGAG
Messenger RNA from Effrenium voratum, 1616 nucleotides. NCBI's taxonomy places the organism in Eukaryota, Dinophyceae, Suessiales, Symbiodiniaceae. The record is from the annotation of a GenBank genome assembly.